AGCAGUGAGAAUGUUCCGGCUAAGUAUAGUUCUUUUGAUAUUCUGCCUUUUCUCAGUCAAUGGGGACUAUUACUCGGCCAUAAGUGAGCUGGAGAGACUUCUUGACGUGGAGGCCUUUAUAGUGGAAAAGUUCGAUGAUUAUCUAGAAAGGGCUCAGCGAGAACAUGAUGAAAUCAAAAGAUUUUUGGAUCAAGUAGAGCAUCUGCAAACUGAUCGCAGUGAUCUGGAGGAAUACUUUGGCAACCUCAAUGCAUUCAUUACCAUCAGACGCCUCGUUCACGACUGGAAGUUCAAUGUAUUUGAUCCUGUUUUCGCCACAACCAACAUUGACACCUACAAGAGUUCUCUUACUGAUUCCCUCGAUAAAAUCCAGUUCAAAGGACCCACUCAAGAUGAUCUGCAAGGGGCCACCCGGGCUCUUCUUCGUCUGCAGAAUAUCUACAAUCUUCAUACAGACCACUUGGCCAACGGAGUCCUCCUUCCAGGAGAGACCAACCAGCUGGGUACACCAUUGAGUGCCAGUGACUGUUAUGAGUUGGGAAAGAAUCUCUGUCAGUCCAAGGAGUACACCUAUGGCUCCGAGUGGCUACUGGAGGCUAGAAAACGAUUGCAUGGUCAACCCUCCCCUUAUCUGGCCUACGUCCAUGAAGUUCUCAGGGAUAGUGAAAUGGAAAUGAUCAUGGAGAAGGGCAAGGGUCAUAUGGAGCGUUCGAAAGUGGGUCAGUCCGAGAACUCUACCACCACUGAGAUCCGCACCAGCCAAAACACCUGGCUCUGGUACGAAACGAAUCCUUGGCUUUCCAAAAUCAAACAGCGACUGGAGGAUGUCACCGGAUUGAGCACUGAAAGUGCAGAGCCACUUCAGCUGGUCAACUACGGAAUCGGUGGGCAGUAUGAGCCGCACUUUGACUUCAUGGAUGACGAUGGGCAUUCUGUCUUUGGCUGGAAGGGUAACCGUCUGCUGACCGCUCUUUUCUAUCUCAACGACGUCGCUCUGGGAGGUGCCACUGCCUUUCCCUUCCUCCGCUUGGCUGUUCCCCCGGUAAAAGGCAGUCUCCUAAUCUGGUACAAUCUGCAGAGUUCCAUGCACAAGGACUUCCGAACAAAGCAUGCUGGUUGCCCGGUGCUCAAGGGUUCCAAGUGGAUAUGCAAUGAGUGGUUCCACGUGGGUGCCCAGGAAUUCAGGCGACCUUGCGGCCUUGUCAGCGAUGAGGGAAAGUUCCUAGACUUGGAGCACAAAUGAUAGAUAUAAGGCAUGAAUUUCAAAAUAAAUCUCUUAAAAUUA
Messenger RNA from Drosophila eugracilis, 1285 nucleotides. RefSeq names its product prolyl 4-hydroxylase subunit alpha-2. Gene Ontology annotation, cellular component: endoplasmic reticulum. Lineage: Eukaryota; Metazoa; Arthropoda; Insecta; Diptera; Drosophilidae. Gene Ontology annotation, molecular function: L-ascorbic acid binding; procollagen-proline 4-dioxygenase activity; iron ion binding. Gene Ontology annotation, biological process: peptidyl-proline hydroxylation to 4-hydroxy-L-proline. The record is from RefSeq and is a predicted model, not a curated record.